AUGAACAAUGAUAUCUCUGACAUUGAAGAUGACUCUGACUGCCUCCCUUGGCUUAUCUGGUGGCCGGAAUUUGUCAAGCAGCGUUCCAUUGGAAGCAGAGAAAUAUCGGAGUUCAGCCCUUACGAUACCACAGUGGAAGCAAGUUUACAGCCUGAUUUGGAGCCCAGAGAUACUCAAGCUCAUUCUUCUAUCAAGUUUUCUGAUAUGUAUGUCCCUUGGGGAGCGCAUCCCAGGGGCGAAUAUGACGCCCCUGGCAUCUAUGGGGGCUUGCCGGUCGAAGCGGGAGUUGUGGAGAGGUACAUGUGGCUGUCAACAGAAACUGCACAGAAAAUUAAAGAUGAAUGCCGUGAAUACAGCGGAGUCUACCAUGACAGCGCAGAUACUGGCUACUUGUAUAUUGACGAUGAUGAUUCGGAUAAUGAACUUUGGCUGAAGCUCUCACGCCCAAUAAAGCGUAUGACAUCCUUCGAAAUGAAAGACUCUGAGGACGAAAGCUAG
Messenger RNA from Penicillium cosmopolitanum, 498 nucleotides. RefSeq lists its product as uncharacterized. Bases 1 to 498 code for a protein of 165 amino acids. The transcript is spliced from 2 exons. The record is from RefSeq and is a predicted model, not a curated record. NCBI's taxonomy places the organism in Eukaryota, Fungi, Ascomycota, Eurotiomycetes, Eurotiales, Aspergillaceae.